UCCAAAUACCUUAUAUUUCCCGCCAUUUUGUCCUGAUUCUUUGUGUCCCGUUUAUGGUUGUGUGAGAAUAAACUGCCACCAUUUUAAGCAAAAGCUGGAAUGAUGGAUGCCGGAGUGCUUGAAGAUGAGGUCGUAUCAAUGGUGGACGUUUUACACGAAGAUAACGAGCUCGAAGAGGAAGCGAGAGCCGUGCUUGGAGACAGCGACGACCAACACUGUACAUUUCCUGCUGUAAGACCCUCAUAUUUUUUGUAUGAUAACCUGACUGACUUGAGUUGUGAUAAACUUUGCUGAAAUAUGCAGUUAUGACCAUAAAAGUUAAUAAUGCCACCGUAACUAAUUUGUGGUGCUAUCAUCAGGAGGUAGUAAUAAAAGGUGUUUAAAACUCUAGUCUCGGUCAUGGGAAAAAUGAAAUAAACCUUUCCCGCAUUCCUGUGUACAAAGGCACUAACUCGAGGUUCGGAUGGACCAAGUACAGUGAUUUGUACAAAAUUGUCCAGCUGAGCCUCGUCCUCAUUUCUUUAUGUUUUCUCACGGGAGUAUAAUGUAUCGGUCAAAUCGAAGCUUCAACAUCCCCGGGCAUACCCCGGGCAUUUGACACCUUUGCCGUCCCGGGGAGGAGGGAAUUUGAUUAUCAGAGUCUUCCAGGGGGUGGGGAAUUUGAACUGCACCCUCGAUUUCAUGUGAAAUCUCUGGCGUGGCGAACUAUCAUGGGGGACACGGUGUUAGAGGAUUUUCGUGGAAAAGACUGUGCCUUUGUGGGCAAUUGGUUACGAGGAAAGGGCUUAAACAAGCUUUGUGCCUUAUUUGAAGGUAUUUAAAUUUUAAGAUUUUUAAUAUUGGAUUCAGGCUUUGAAUAUAUGAAUGUAUAAGUUGUGUUUACAAUGAAAUACAAUACCUAUACCGGCGAUCCAAUAAUCCACAACAAUAAAAAGGUCACCACAGGUCAAUUACUUUCACCUGCCGCAUGUAUGUUAAUCAAUAGGGUGAGCAAUGAUGCAUGUCAGAACGCUUUGUAUGUUGCAUGACACACGAAGAAAAGCUGAGCAUUCAGUGACCUUGUAGCAGUGAUUUCUGCCGCUUUGCACAAGACUUUUGUUCGUAGUAAAUACGCUGACAGUGCUUCUCAGUUUUUGUUAUAUUGAAUCCGAAUUAUUUUCCUGUAUUUAUAAAGAUUUUGUUCGACAAUUGAAGGCGUUUCUGCCGUCCUUUUGUCAUUUACGUGCCUGUGAAAUGAAUCACCUGAAUGGAUCCUUAUGUGGGGCAUUUGAACGGCAUUUUGGCUCAGGUAGGGGGGAAUUUUAACAAUAAUUUUCGAAAAAGUCAAAGACCCGAUUCGAUUUGACCGAUACAUAAUGCGGGAAAGGUCUAUUGGCUAAAAUUAUUACCAAUUUUAAAAUUAAAGUGAUAAGUGAAAAGUGUAUGAAUUCUGUAGAGAAUUCCAAGUCACUGCAGAGUACAUAUUGGGUUCCUGGUUUGGGGAUUGAUCACUGGUUGAUGGGUGGAGGGAAGGAUUAUUCCCUGUACAUACAUGCAUACAUACAUACAUACAUUUAUUGUUGCUCUCUAAAACGGCUUUUCACCAUCAAUAUUAGUAAAAAAGAAUACUAAUCUUCAACUUACAUAAAUAUAACGAAAGUAUAAUAAUUAAUAUAUUAACAUGAUUUGCUUAAAUAUUCUCCAAAAAUACACCCUUUAAAAGUGUCUAAGCUAGUUAACGUCCUCAGGUGCUUGCUUAAUCCACCCCAAAUUUUAACCCCUCUAUGGGCAAAACAACGCUGACCAGUUUCCAAGUGACAACAGGGAAUAUUAAGGUUGUUUACAGAUCAUGUUACCCUAGUACUUACUAAUGAUGUCAUUUGAGACUAGUCACAUAAAUAUUUAGGAACAAGGUUGUUAAUACCCUAUAUCCUGGUGAUUUGCUGUACGGGUAUGUGCUGCCCCAAAGCAGGGCUGUUAUUAUCAAGCAUGGUUUGGGGCUUUCCUCUGGCUUCUGUGAAUGUGACCCCCUGCUACUGUCAAAGGGAAAUAGCGAAAAUGUCUUGAAUAACCUUCGAACAUGUGAGGAAAGAUCACACAUUUGUGUAUCCUUUGCCAACCUAUACCUGUAGCUAGAUAAAGUGCGUGUCCGUUGUUGAUUUGAAUAGUCUUCGGCCACAUUGUUGGUUUGUUUCGUAAUUGCAGGGUUAUGUGAAUCGACAAGCCCUGUAUGCAUGUGGUUCCUGUUCACCGUCAGAUGCAGAACCUGCAGGAAUCUGUUUAGCUUGUACGUUGACCUGUCAUGAAGGACACACCCUUUACGAGCUUUACACUAAGAGGUACUAAUGCAGAAGUUACCGGUAAAUGCUUAAACCUUCCUCUUCACACAGGGUUCUCAAUAGAUUUUUAAAUAGGAGGUGAUCACUGAUAAAGUAAGAGGCUCUUCAGCAAAGCCAGAGGUGUCAAAACAAAGCAAAGAAAAGCGACUUAAACACAAAGUAAGCGGCUAUAAAUCCCAAAGUAAGCGGCGAUCAAUCGCCGGGUGCCGCCUUCUAUUGAGAACCCUGUUCACAUUGUUUUAGGACUGUGCAAUAUUUGCUUACUUAGAGGGUAGGGAAAAGAGAAGUGGCUAGGUAAGGGGAAGAUGAUGUCACAAACCACAUUGGUAAUUUACUGUGUGGAUUGAGUAUCAUUUUCUAAACUGACAUUUUACCAGGACACACCCACUAGAAAAGGGCAUCUGCUCUACCUCAUACAACUAGUAAUAGUUGACACUACAGCUGCCCCUGCUCUGUAUAUUGUUGGUCAGUAGUAUUUGUGGUCAUUGUGUAGCUCUUCGUAAUAUGCAGAUUCAUAUGUGAAGAUUUUCACACAUGUUCCAUACAACAGGUGAGAUAAAAACAGGAAACGCAAGGUUUCAUGCGCUGAUUCAGUUCAAUUUACACAGCUUUGAUCAAAACAUCCUCAGUUUCAAGAACAGCUUAUUCUAAACCACAAGAGAAGAUUUAAUUAGAAGGUGGAAUUUUUUUGCUAUUUCUCUUUCACUUUUUACAUACACUAGUUCAUUUUAUUUGGCAGAAACUAAGCCCUAGAAAUUCAAAAGUUUGAUCAAUUCAUGCUUGCGCAUUAUAGUCUUUUAGAAGGACAUCUGUGUGCAGGGAAUAAUUCAGCACAGAAUUUAAUUGUCGGCAAAUUUCUGCAAAUGUCCAUCGUUAUUGGUAGUGAUAAGCUAGCCGCUGAUUCGCUGGUCUUGCUUGUUUGUUGACUGAGUGUUAUUCCCCCAAAGAGAGGGAAAGAGUGCCUGGCAAAUUGUUUCCAAUCAAAGAUUUGUGAACUUAUGUCUGGCAAACUCUUCAAGUGUUUAUUUACACAGGUAUAUGCACCUUAUAACUUCAUCUGGACUUAACGAGUGUCUUUUGAUCUGUAACUUUCAAAACAGCUGCCCCAUGGAAUGUCACUGAUAAGAUGUAAUGCAAGAGAGUAUCAAAGUAUGACUGUACAAUAAAUGUCACAAAAUCUACAUAAGUAAUACCUUCAGGAUUUUCUAUUUUAUGUCAUCCUAACCAUCUCUUACUUGUGGGCACAAACAAUAGAAACAUCAUCAUUACCCAACAAUUCCAUGCGGCCCCUGUUCAAGCAAAUCAAGAUUUUUUCUGGUAUAUUGACCGUAUAAUUAUUUCAACUGUAAGUAUUUACUAGAGUGCUUCCUUGGGAUUUCGCUUUCUGGGCUAAAUCUCUGCUGGGGCAAUAAAUAGAGGCACCUUUUGAGGAAAUUCUUGGUAAAAAGAGGACAAAGGCGUUGCUUCCCAUAUUUUUUUUUCAUGUCUUUUUUUCAGAAAUUUUCGCUGUGAUUGUGGAAACAAGAAAUUUCCAGAAUUCAAGUGCAAGUUAUAUUCUGUAGGUUGCCUUUUGUCAAACAUCAGGAUAGCUUUCUAGUAACACUUGAUAGUAGUGUGGUGUUAUUUUUAUAUCACAGUAGUUUAGAAAGUAAUUGUUUUCAUGCAUUAGCUAUACUUUGACACUGAUUUAUAAUGUAUUAGGUAAGAAAGUGAUGACAACUGACAUGUGCAGCGUGCAAAGAAAGUCGUGUCUGAUAGCCUGGGGCUAGUGGAUUUUGCUAUCGGGCUAGUGUUUUUGUUCUUAACUUGCCUGACGGGCAAGUGCUGUUGUUUGAGGAAAUUCAAAUUACGGAAGGAUUGUUAUCAAUCCUGCUAAUCAAAAAGGGUUUUGGGGCUAGUUGAAAUGACUUGUGGGCUAGUACAUGCUAUCUACAGCUUGCCCGAAUGGCAUGCUGUAAAACUGACUUUCUUUGCACCCUGAUGUGCAAAUGAAUGAACUUAAGAAUUAUUUAUGUCAUUUAAGUCAAAAGACCCAGAGAACACCCAGAACAAAUACAAUCAGAAUUUCCGAGGAGUUUAUUGCACUUGCCACAGACCAUAUCCUGAUCUGGAAGAUGAGGUACUGUCAAGAUUGUUGGUCAUGUACAUGAGUUUCAUGAGUAUAACGUAGUUAUUCAUUUAGCUACAUUUUUGUUUAAUUUUCCCAAGUAAGUGUUUUGAUUAAAGCUUAAUUGUAUCAUCCCUGGUAAGAAGUUGUUUAAAAUAUUACAGCAAAGCCUGUUUCUGCUAGUAUUGGUUGACCAUUCAACAGGAAAUUCAAUGCUUGAACAGAAGAAUUGUUGUUUAAGCUAUGUUGAUACUGUGGUUACUCUGAAACUCACAAAACCAUGGAAACCCGAAGUAAUAAUUAUUGUUUGGAUUGUUAUUGGGGUGCAAGGAAAAACCGAUUAGGUAUGUGAAUACUAAACUGUAAUCACCAAUGAUAACUAGUUUUGGCUGAAUGUGGCUUGCUGGCAUGUCCUGAUCAUUUUUAAGAUUGCUCCCAAUACAAUAAACAUCCCUGAAUUAUUUCAGGUGUUCAUGGUUUUCUGACAGUAGUAGCGCUGUUUCAUACCUAAAGCCGGAAAUCCUUUGGGUGAUUGAAGGAAUGCCUGAAACAAAAACCCUAAGUUACUUCCAUUACAGUACUUGAUUCUCAGUUCUUCUUCAAUUCAUUAUGUAUAUGUGCUUGUGUAUCAAAGGAAGAAUUUGAUUCUAGAUCAGGAGACACAGGGGCUAUUAUUAUCAUUCACAUCCUUCAGUUGUAUUUAAAAGACAUUAUUAUUCGUUGCAAAUAUUUCCUUCUUUUCAUUGGCUGAGAGCUCACAAGACCAGGCCUUAAGUGCCUUCAAAUAAUGGUCUGCUGAUGUGCACUAUCAUCCAACUUUGUUUGACUACAAAUAAUAUUCUGCUCAAGCGUAAAUGAUACCACGCUUUUCUCCUUGUUGAAAUCACUCUUAGUGAAAAUAACAGAUUGCUUCUCUUCCUGAAGAUAUUCGCCAUUGACAAAUCACGAUAUUUUGCGAUAACCGAGUCCAAUAAUAAUUGUUAAAUAUUUGUGGUAGAUAUUUAAUUAAGUUCGUGUUUGUGUAUGAUUUUCUAGAUUGAAGAUGAAAUGAUCCAGUGUGUUAUCUGUGAGGACUGGUACCAUUCAAGGGUAAAUAAUUUCUUUAUUGUUGUACAAUCUUAUCCAAAAUACCACUCUUUAAUAUUAAUAAUAUAUUGAGUCCCGUCAGGCUUUAACUUGUGGAUUUGAGAAUUAGUAGAUGGUCUCGUGCAUCAAUCAUCUCAAAUCAUAACAGCCAACCUUUGGUUACACAGAGCUGUAUAUUUUUUUGUACUGGAGUCAUUUGCAUUACUCGAGAAGAGUUGAUGUGAGUCAUUCAAUUACUAACUUAUGUCACAACGUACUUGUAAUAAUAAUAAUAAUAAUCAAAAUCAUAAUAAUAAUAGUAAGUAGUGAGAUCAAUAGUCUUAGCCGGUAUGUUGAGAGUUGUAACAGCCCCUUGUUGAGGCAGUGUACAAGGAAGAGGUUUUGAGAUGUUAUGCUAAAAGUUGCGAAGCCAUGUCAUUACAGCAAGAACAAAAAGAGCACUCUCAGGAGAAACAACUUUGUGGACAGUUUUGGAGGAACACAGCAGAAGUAGGAGAUAAAAACGUAAAAGACUUGGGAGUGAAUGAAAAAGGGCAGAUUAAAGAAGGUCAGACAGAGGGUAUGAUUAUGACGGCACAAGACCAGGCCUUAAGAACAAACAGUUUAAAGAGGAUAAUUUGCGGAGAAAGUGAUGAGACAAUUAGCCAUAUUUUAUCAGAAUGCAACAAGCUUGCUCAAAAGCGAUGUCAAUUGUUGGAGGCAUGACAAGGUGAUGCAGGUGAUUCACUGGGACCUUAGUAUUCGGAAAGCUAGGUUAUGAUACAGAUGAAAAAUAUUACAACCAUGAGCCACAAUCAGUGUAUGAAUCCACUGACAACAAGCUGCUGUGGGACUUCAAAAUACAGACUAACAACAACAUUAAACACAACAAACCUGACAUUGUGGUAUUGCAUAAGAUAGAAUGAAAGUGCCUGAUUAUUGGUGUUCCUUGUCUGUUUAACACCUUGGUGAAAGAGAAAGAGAAAAUUGAGAACUACCAAGACCUGAAGUGGGAAUUGAAAUGGAUCUGGAAAUUGCGCAGAGUAACUGUGGUGCCAAUCAUAAUUGGUGCAUUAAGAACUGCCUUUAAAGACAAAGAGAAGUGGUUAGCAUCAGAGAUUGGUGUCACAGAUCAUUUAGAAUCAUUGCAUAAAGCGUGCUUACUGGGUACAUCCAGAAUCCUUUGCAAAGUCUUAGACACCUAAGGUAACUGGUGGUGACUUGAUGUUUAAGGAAGACUCCAGCAAGCCAUCCAGACAGAAGCUGUGUUUAAUGAGAAUAAUAAUAAUAAUAAUAAUAAUAAUAAUAAUAAUAAUAAGUGCUGAAAGAGACUAGAGGAGCGAUGCAGGACAUCGGCCUCCACUGGAAUCAGAAAAAGUGCUCAGUGGUACACGUGAAGAGGGGAGCCCAAGUGCUAGACGAGUCUGGUAUGAGGAUGGACGAGACAACUACCAUCACGGCUCUUGGGGAAGGAAAACACUACAAAUUCCUGGGGGUGCUAGAGAACGUUCGACAGGAUGAACGGCUGGCCCUAGCCUGCGCGGCUAAAGAGUAUCUACGCAGGAUAUCUGUUAUAUGGUCCAGCCCCCUGUCUGAUUGUAACCGUGUGCAGGCAUCUAAUCAGUAUGCACUCCCGGUCCUGCGGUACCUAAUGUGGACACAGCAUUGGCCUCUAUCAGAGUUAAGAGAUGUGGACAGAGCAGCUCGGAAGAUCAUAGUUGAGAACGGUGGCAAGCACCCAGCUAGCCUGACUUCUUUGUUAUAUCUACCGAGGGAGAAAGGGGGUAGAGGCCUGCGAUCAGUCGAACACGAAUACAAGACCACUAAAAUCAAAUCGCUACUGAAACUGUAUCAGAACCCGGACCCGACUGUGGAAGCAGUUAGAGAAUUUGUAGAACACGCCAUGGUAUCAGGCCACCAGUCGCUCGUAAAGGAAGCAGCUAAGUACGCUGAAGAACUCAACAUCACCCUUCAGCUCAAUACCCUAAAUCCCGUGUGUGUUACAACAGAUGGAAAGGAGGUAACUGCAGCAAGAGCUGGGAAUCUGUUGAAGCAAUCUCAAGAGAAGCAGUUCUUGGAGAGCGCUAAAGACAAAAAGUGGCAAGGAAAGUUAUUCCGUAUCAGAUGGGAAGAUGAGAGCCUAAGCACAGCCAGCUGCUUUGCAUGGUUAAAAGGUUGGGCUACAUGCCCUACACAUACCAUCGCGGGCAUGUAUGAACUGUAUGAGCAGUUGUUACCUAUGAAGCUCUACACAAAGGAGAAGACGCAAACCUCCACCGACGGCGAAGUUCUAUGCAGGUUAUGUGGGAAGGUAGCUGAGAGCGUUGCACAUGUACUGGCUGGAUGUUCCUCCCUGGCACAAACCAAGUACCUAUACAGGCAUAAUGCAGCUUUGAAGAUUCUGUUUUUUGAGCUCCUGCGAGAGCAUGGGUUAAUGGAAGAGGUUCCACCAUGGUACUCACCGGUGAUGCCAAAACCAGCCUACCAGAACACCACGAGUGAGGCGUUUUGGGAUAUUCCCAUCUAUGCAGAGCACAACGAAGUUAGGGCAAAUCGGAUCGAUGCGCAACUUGUCAACCACGAGAGGAAAGAAGUCUGCACAAUUGAAAUGAGCUGCCCAUGGAUUGAGAGUAGAGCUGAGAAAGAUGAGGAAAAGACACUCAAGUAUGGGCCCAUGAUGUGGGAGCUGAAGCAGAGAUACAAUGGUUACAGGGUUGAACAGUUCAACGUAAUAAUUGACGUACUGGGGGGUUACUCUAAACACCUAGAGAAGUCGGUGAGGAAGCUACUUGGAGCGAGAGCACGGAGCAUACUUGAGCGAAUGCAGAAGUCGGUCAUCUCAAACACUUUAAACAUUGCCAGAACAUUUAAGAUAAAUACUUAGUUAGGGCGCUAUGGACUUCAGUUUUUAGGUUUUUGUUUUUUCUCUAGAAAUCUAGAAACACAAGCUUGCUGACGUUUUUAUUUAGAUUUUUUAGAACAUUAGAGUGUGAUAUUAUUAUAAAUUUUUUUUUAGUAGAGAUAGCGAAGGUUUUACUGAGUAUCAGAAUUUCAUAAUAAUCCAAAUUGGCUUUUUAAGUAGAGAGACUUAUAUCACUAUGUAUAAGCUUUUAGUAGAGAUAGCGAAGGUUUUACAGGGUAUCAGAAUUUAAUAAUAUUCUAAAUUGGCUUUUUAAGUAGAGAGAUUCUAUCACUAUGUAUUUUAGGAUUGUAUCAGGUUUCGUAUCGACCUUUUUUUACUUCUAAGUAUAGCUUCUCAAGUGGUGUAGGUUACGCUAUGCGCCCUACACUACUCAUAAUGUGGACAGCAUUCCAAAGUUUCAUACUGCGACAUAAUAAUAAUAAUAAUAAUAGUAACUUAAGUGAUUGAUGCUCUAUGUGUAUGGUUUGCGCCCGGCUGAUGCACAAAAGAACACCAGCAAAGACUGUGAUAAAAGAGAUAAUAAUAAUAAUAAUAAUAAUAAUAAUAAUAAUAAUAAUAAUAAUAAUAAAAAUGGUAAAAUCUUUAUUACAAAACCUCAAUUAAAAUCCUAUUUACAAUCAACCUGCUGUUACAAAAAAUCUAAUCAAUUCAUCAAAACACUAUCUACAAUUCCUUCAUUAGAGAACAAAAACAAUCCUAUAUAUAAUAAGUGAAGAAAGAGAAAACUAUUCAUUUACAAAUUCUAAAAAAUAGAAGUAACUUAACCUUACAUAAAAGAAGAGGAAAUAGAUAUAAUCAAUAAUAAAAGUUCAAAAUUCUAUAAAAUUAAGAAUUCCAUUAUGCAGAGAUAUCAAGAUCAUACAAUCGAAUUAUACUAAUGACUGCUAAACCAGUGUCCAUAAAAAGCCCUAAGUAUAAAAGCAUAUAGACACAUAUUUCAGAUAUCCACACUAGCGACAUUUUGAUCAAUUGUUGAUCAAGGCUUGGUGCUGAAUAAACAAAAACUCAGAGACUCUCUGUGUUUAAGGUAUAAUAUGCCCCCGUCCGACUUACCAAGCAAGUGUGUUUGUAGUGAGAAGUAUACCGUCUGACAUGCCUUGUCUUGCAAAAAGGGAGGGUUUGUGGUGCAGAGACACGGUGGUGUUCGCAACCUACUUACCUCACUUAUUGGUAAGGUUUGCACCAACAUUGAAGUCGAACCACAACUACAACCUCUCAGUAAUGAGUGAUUUAACCUCAGAAGAACGGUAACAAGCCCGCAGGCAAGACUGGACUUCAAGGCAGGGGGCUUUUGGUCUCGUGGAGUUACAGCAUUUUUUGAUGUCAUAGUAACGUGUAUUAACUCCAAGUGUAACCAGGGAAAAACAACGACCACAAUCUUUAAGGAGCAGGAGGAGGAGAAAAAGCGGAAGUACCAACAGAGGGUACUGGACAUUGAAAUGGGAUCUUUCACUCCCGUAGUUUUUGGAACCAAGGGUGGGAUGGGAGCCGACUGCAACUGCUUUUUCAAAUGCCUAGCCGAGAAGCUCUCAGAAAAGAAUGAGGAUCGAACCUUAUUACAUUACUAUUACUUGGUUUAGAACAUUGCUUUCUUUUGAGAUUUUAAGGUUGGUACACAUGCGUAAGAGGUUCCAAGACACCCUUCCACAAAUUUCCACAAGGGGAUUUCAUUGAUGACUGCCGCUUAAACGCUAUUAGUAUUUUAGGAUCUUUUUAAUCUUUUUAUUUCAUUUUUAAUCGAGAUGAAUUGUUUUUAAUAGAAAUGAGUUUGUUUUUGUUUUAAUUGAAAUGAAUUUUUUUUAAUCGAAAUGAACAGGAGCUUAUGAAAUGAAAUAACUUGUAAAUAGUGCUUUGACUAAUGGUUAGUUUUGUUAUCAAUAAUAAUAAUAAUAAUAAUAAUGAGUUAACAGUGUAGGGGAGUGUCUUUUUUUCAAUUAUUUUCCUUUAGCACCUGGGAAGUCUUCCUCCACCUGAUGGCGACUUUCAAGAGAUGAUUUGUGAUGACUGCAUGAGCAGGUGUAGCUUUCUUCAAGGGUACCUCCCUCUGUCAGGUAAAGUGGCUUGGCCUUAUGAAAAUGGUUUUUUUGGCUAUGACUCUUGUAGCCAUGUUAUGCAAGCUUAUGUGGGAAGUGGGCAGGUGUAUACAAUCAUGUUCACAUUCUGACGGUUUUAAUUGAUUUGCUUGCCUGUUUUAUUGUUAACGUAAAAGAGAAUGCAUUGUGUAGCACCUUCUUAUUUGAUAGAUGUCCUCAAAUUCUAUGACCCGGUAAUGUGUUUACGAUCUAAGUCCAGAAGCUUAUUGUCCACCCUGAAGUAUGAACUGGAGGGCUGUGGAUGAAGAGCCUUUUGUGUUGCUGCCACCAUAAUUUGUGGAAUUCUCUACUGGAUCACUUAAGACAAGCAAAAUUGAUAGACAAUGUUAAAUCUCUUUUGAAAGACCUCUUUUUAAACAAGCUUUUUAUGCAUAAAUUUUAUGUACAAAUUUUUUGUUUAAUUUUAUGAUUGUAUAUGUUUAUUAUUUUUAUCUUUUGGGUUUUUGAAUGGUUUUUUCUAUAAAAGCCCCAUUGAACUUAUGGAUUUUGGCACUUUAUAUUAAAUCAUUUAAUAUUGAUAUUAUUGUUAUCAUCCCAUCACAUUUUAAUUUUCUGAAUCAUUCUGGCUAAACAGAUGGCAGUCUGUGGUCUCAAUCUUAACCAAAGUAACACAGGAAUCCACAAAAAUCAAGAACAAAAAUAUACAUGUAUUUUUAACAUUAAGCUUGCAUAAAAGCCUUUUUAUUGAGGCCUUUGUAUCAAUACCUCUUUAAUACAGUCGAACCUCCACUAGCGGCCACCUCUUCACAUAUGGCCACUUUAUUUUGUUUUGACAGACAGUCCAUACUCUUACAACAGCCACCCAAGGGCAAGGGCCACUAAAGCGUGUCCCCAACUGCCAAAAUAACCUUUCGACAAUAGCCAGGUUUUUCAGCGACUGAUGAAAAAGUCAGCAAUCAAGUCAUGAAAUAUUCCUUAUUACACGUUGAUGAUUAAUCGCAGCAAUCAUAUUUUGACUUUGUUUCAUUUAUACUGCUGCAGUAAAUAUAAAUUGCCUACAAUGCCUAUAGCAAAUGUUGUGAAACUUGCUAGUUUUGUCAUGUUAACAUUUUUAAACAUAAUUAAACCUUUUUGUGUAUAAUAUAUAUUAUUUAUGAGUGGGUUACUAUUUAGUAUGGGAUAUAGUAAGCAUGAGCUGGCACAAUAAAGGUGUUGUAAUUUGUUUAAAAAAAUAAAUAAUUGUCAUAUUAGACCCUUACCUGCGCAUAACGGCCACUUUCUUCUGUCCCCAAGGUGGCUGUUUUGGAGAGGUUCGACUGUAUUUAUCUUUCAUAUUGGCAUUCUAAAUCCCCAUGAACUGAAUGGAUGCUUUUGUGGAACUAAUUUUGAUGUUGUUUUUCAUGUUUCCAUGUUCCCAUCAAUAGCUCAGCCCCACUCUUCUACACAAACCACACGUAAACUAAAAUUCCUCGAUUCUUUCUGUUAAGGGUUAGCCCUCAAAAGGUCAGCUUUCUGUCAUAUUAUAGCGUUCACUUUAUUUCAAUUGAUAUAACAAUAUUUUUUUGUUUUGGUCCCCUACCAACAUAGCAUAACAGUAACAGUUAUAAACCCUUAAUUAAAAUGUGGUAAACAUAUACUAAUGCAUACAAGUAUAAACUCUAAUAUUAAAAAAAAUGAUUAAGUUGUUUGUUCCCAUUGUGUUGUAGUGAAUGUUUGUUGUUGAUUUGUUUAAUGGUGUUUGCCUUUCUGAUUUAUCUACACAGAGUUUGCAGGCAAGUAGAAAUAUUACUCUCAAUGUAAUCAAAGUGCAUGUUUUUUCCCUUUAUUGUUGCAACAGUCCCAUCCCAGCAAACUUCAAUUGCCUCAAGUCAGCAAGUCAUCAAGUCAGAGACAGAGGCAAAACCUAAAGUUCAACUGCAACCUGACGACGAGUCAGGAGAAACAAACAAAGCUGAAACCAACAGUGACAACGCCACUCAUGAGGCUGAAAAAAGUCAACAAGAGACGAGUGACUUGGCAACGCAGCAGGUACAUGCAGGCAGUAAUGUUAAUGUAAAGUUCAUUAGGACAAUGUAGUCUUCCCCAUGUGACCUCCAAGAGAUAUAAAAAUCUGGUUAUAUUAACAAAAUAUUAACAAAGUUAUGUCAUUAAUAAGGUCUCCAGAUAGGAAAAGAGAAGGUUUUAUUGCAUAAUCAAAUCCGGGGGGGGGGGCACUUUAGGAAUUUCUGGGUGGGGAUGUGCCGCUGGGACCCUGGAACCCUUGACCUAUACCAGAGCUAGUUCAGCUGAAUUUUGCUACCCUAUACUAGAGUUUACUCCCAAAAUCCCCCUAUCCUAGAGUAGCUGUUUCCCCAGUGUAGAUAAAAUCUUCAACCAACUGAUGAGUUUCCUGAAAAAUGAUACCCUAUUCUAGACCCAAACGCUCUGAUUUAUAUACCCUAUCCUAGAGUAAACUGCUUGAAAACCAUACCCUUCACAGCGGCACAUACCCAUAUAGCCCAUAUAUGGCAGUACCCACCCCGGGAAUCAAAUAUCUUUUCCAAUAUGAAGAGGUUCUUGAAGCCAAGUUCAUGUUUAGUUUUGUGUACCUCAUUUAGCGAGAUUCCAGUGAAAGUGAGCCCUGCGUUUCCCAGACACCUGAUUCUUUGGAUCAAAUCGUAAAAGAAGAAGCUACGUCUGAACCUACCAACAAUGGGGUGAAAUCAGAAACCCAAACUGUUGAAGACUGCAAACUUGCUCAACUGCAAGAUGCUGUGACUUCCAUUGAGAGUAGAGCAACUUAUUGGUAUACAGGGUGGAGAUCAAACCUUUGCAAAUGUGAUAAAUGCAUGGUAAGCCUGAUAUUCAGAUUUGUUGUUCCAGCCUUAGAGAAACAACGCAACAUGUGGCUUUAUUUCUAUCCAAUAGAUGACAGCUAUUAACAAUUUUAUAAUUGAUUAAAUAAUCUCAGGGUUCUGUUCCAUGCAUUAUUCAUUUAGUGACAAUUUGUUUUGUUUACAUGUGAUAGUCAUUAUACAAGUCACUGGAUGUGCUUUACCUCACUGAUGAAUCAGACACUAUGAUGGCAUAUGAAGAGAGAGGAAGACAAAAGAGACCGAGUGUUUCAUCGUAUGAGAGUGGCAUGAAUGCCCUUCAGAACAUGGGUCGCAUUCCCCAAGUGGAGGUUCUACAUGGUAAUUAAACUGUAGUACCGGUAGUUUCAUAUUAUUUUUUACCAUUCUAUGAAUGUAUUACAGUUGGUGCAUGUUAAUGAUACAUAUCUUUACUGACCUAACCACACAUUUGGCGUUAUUCCAACAGAAUUUUAAAUUGCUAUAUGUCUGUGCUAUCUUAUGCCCAUUUAGAAAUUUCUGAAACCUAGAAUUGGAUGACUUUGUCAGUUGCUGUAUGCUAAAUUUAGGUUACAAAACGUGAAAGCAUUUGCUCAGCACUGUGCUAAACUCAGUGAUGGUUUGUCCCACGUAAGUUUUUUGUGAACUAGUUUUAUGUUUUCAUUGAUUUAUCUUGUGACCCCUUUCGUCAACAUCUUCUGUUAAUUUGCAUUGUGCUCUUAAGUGGACACGAAACAGUAACUGAAGUUUAUUUCUCUUAUAUGUUCAAGGAUUAUUUUUAGUGCAUUAUUAUUGACACCAAUGGCCUCGGUGGGUGAACAAACACCUGAUCUUGACCAGUGAAAAAAAAAACUGUCGUCCCAUACAGUGAUUUUUAACUUGAUCUUGCUGAUUCUCGCUGUUAUUUGCAGAAUAUAAUGACAUGAAAAGUGAACUGACGGAGUUCCUAAGAGACUUUGCAGCUCAAGGAAAGGUCAGUGAAGUCACUGAAAAUAAGUUAGUAUUCUUAGUUAAAAAUGCUUGCCGGGUCCCCUUGAUUGUGAAACAUUUUUUACAACAUCAUCUUGGGCGAGAAAAUAAUGAAGCAAGUUUCAAACAUUAUCAUGUUGAUACCGUAAAUAGUUCUGUAAAAUUAUGCUCGAAACUGACGAACCUUGUAUAGCACUUAUGACGUCAUUAGCUUCUUCCGAUUCACAACUUGUCUGCAGAAAGAAGUCUUCCCAACAAGCUCAACUUUGGGACAUUUCCACAAAUAAGACCAGAGAUGGAUGCAGAAAAAGUUCACAUUUGAUUGAUAAAAUAAUUUUCAUGAAGAUAUUAUCUCACGACACACAGGUACUUCCUUACCAAGUCUCCAACAAAUUUUCGAAAACUUUUUCUACAAGGAAAACACUUGGUAAAAGCCAAGCAGCAAAAAGGAAGAAUGCAGAAGGGAGGGUAUAGGAAUGGAAAGAAAAGAAAGCUAUUGGUUUUGCAAUCGAACAUUCCACAAUGACCACCUUUGGACAGAAAAAAGUGGCCUUUGUCAGAGAGUUUUAAAUAAGAGUCACUGUAUGGACUGUCCACUAAAAAAGUGGCCGUUGUAGAGAGGUGGCCGUUAGUGGAGGUUCUACUGUAUUUUUAUUUUUAGGUGGUGAAAGAAGAAGACAUAAGGGACUUUUUUGACUCGUUACAAUCCCGCAAGAGGCAACGAGUUGGAAGUGCAAACUCAGUCCAAUACAGCUGCCGAUAAUUAAUACCUAUAAAGUUUAAUAUACUUAGUACUGCUCAAGGUAUUCGUGCAAUAGACGAAGUAAAAUAUACAUUAAGUACAAGAAUAGAAUAAAUCGUUAUUGUGCUGCAAGAGAAAAAUGUUGCGCUGGCAUGGUACCUACCUCAGUCACUUCAGUACCUGUUCAGAAGAGUCUGCCGGGGACUGGCUGCCAGUGAGACUCACUAGUGCAAAACAUGUAUUGGAUAUGACCACGAACAACUGAUGCUGCUCAGUAUUAUGUGGUGCGAGUGACAGUCCACCGUGGACUGGCUGCCAGUGAGACUUACUAACUAGUGCAAAACAUGUAUUUGAUAUGUCCACGAACAACUGAUGCUGCUCAGUAUUAUGUGGUGCGAGUAACAGUCCACCGGGGACUGGCUGCCAGUGAGACUCACUAACUAGUGCAAAACAUGUAUUUGAUAUGUCCAAGAACAACUAACACAGGCUCAGUAUUAUGUCGUGCCAAUAAACAUAAUGUACUAACCCCUGGGACACCCUUGGGAACUUGAGUCAGUCGGUCUAGCUUUCUACCUUAUAACCCGGAACAAACCGUCUCGUAUCGUUCUUUAUAUCAGAAAGCCUUGAACAGACUGAUAAGAGAGUCAAGUAAAGUUUUUGAUAAGUCGAAAGAACCAGUCAGUCUCAAGUCGGUAAUUUUCCAUUCAGUUUCUAUAUAACGCGUAAGCGAUUCAGUGCCGGCUUUACACUUUCUGAAUGAUACAGUGUUUGGUACUCGGUUAUGAUGAUGGUUAUCAUGUUUUGCACAAAUUUUCAGUUUUAAUGCCUACCCUGAGAGGGCGAUUAGCUCAACACGAAUUUGCGUUAGAUGUCCGCUGUCUAUAUUUCCAUAAGUGUUUGUUUGUUUGUUUGUUUUUGUCAUUCGUGCAUUAUUUAUCUUUCCAUCAAGAUCCAUCAACCAAGGUGGUCAUAACUUCUCUAAAGACUCUCUCAUGACAUAAAUUGUUAUAGAAUAUAAGUACGAAUUGUAAGAUGUAUUUGAAGCAAUAAAGUUGAAGUCAUAGUUUUGCUGCAUAUUUAUUCUAAUAUUCUUCUUUUCGCCUUAUCUGAGCCGCAGGAGAUAGUGUUUAUAUGCCCCGUGUAAUCCUCGAAGGCCAGCCGACUUUCAUGGUCGAUUCAUAAAUUACCAACAAUCAUAUCAACCGUUGAGUGUAAUGUAAAUUGGUCACUGUGGAGAGACAGAUUACCUUGGUGACUAGUUAAUUUCAUCCAUUCAGCUUAUAAUUCUUCGAUCAUGCAGUCAAAUACACAUCCGACUCUGUCUGGGGGCCAGUUAAAACUUUGUUAUCUUAUUACAAACCAUCUCAGUCAUAUUUCUAGUUUUAAGCCUUCAGCUGGAAUACGAAAAUAUUUUUUACCAGCCUUUCCUUUUUAUCUGGAAUGAGUAAUAGGUGAAUAGCGUUAUUGGCAGUUGAUUUUCCCUAAAACUGUCAGCAGGUUUUUAGAGUAUAAAUCUGGCAGGAUUGGGUUGAGGUUAGAGGUAUCUGUGCAAAGAUUAGCCUACGUAGCAGGCGCUUGUAAGUAUUAUGCCUGGAGCGCCAUGUUCUUUCUUGCGCCCAUAUUACUUGUAAGCGCCUGCUAGGAUUCGGCUGUGAUGAUUUUCUCUUUCAUGCCAUAUUUGGUGGCCAAGAUUUUUUCACACCACCAGUGAUAACCUCUAUGUUUAUGUUAAGUCCUUUUGAUUAUCUUCCGUCUACCCUUCCCGUGGUUUUAUUAAUCUAUCAUUUCACAGUAAUUCUAGAUAAUGUUCGAAUUAGCCAGAGUAAAACUUCUGGCCCCAGUUGUUCAAAAGGUGGAUAACCCUAUGCGCUGGAUAAAAUCUCUAUCCAGUGGAUAACACAAUUGGUUUUCCUAACCCUUAUCUGCUGGAUAGGGAUUUAUCCAGGCCCAGUUGUUUGAACCCCGGUUAGCGCUAACCCAGGGUUAAAUUUUAACCUGGGGUUCAUUUUCUUUUAAUCAAAAGCACUCUGGGAUAAUCUUCUUUAGUAUAUACUAAAGCAGUGGAUAGUGUUUUUCGCGCGCUCUGAUUAUUUCAGUGAAUAUAUGCUGCACUAUUCACUGAUUCACCUCCAGUUCCUCCGAGCGAGUGACGCCAAACUCGCGUAAGUUGCGAGCAAAAUGCCUUCCCGGUUUGCUUCCGUAAACAAACAAAGAAAUUUCACAACUAAUCAAGCAAGCUGUUUCCGAAAUACACGAAGAAGGUGACGAAGUUCGGAUUGGAAGUUUUAACAGGUAAAACUUUGUCUUUUUGACACGAAUUUAUCGAUAAAACCGGUGAAAAAGUUUUUUGUUUACUAAUGCAGAUUAAGUUUAAGUCUUGAGUUACUUUAUUUCGUUGAGUUGUUCAUAAAUAAGCUUAAAACUAAAUUUAAUAAUCUUUUGUUAUACCACUACAUGAGAAAUUUCUGCAAUUUGAAUUGCUUAGAGCAGUGGUAUUUCAGCUUAAUUUGAAAUACCUACAUGUGAAAAUUACAAACCUUUUGUGGGUAGUAGUAUAAACAAAUAAUAGCAUGAUUUGUGCGUGAUAUUUGGCAUAAAUACCACUUGAGUUUGACUAAUAGUCGCGGGUCGCGGGUCGCGGGUCCAAAGUCGCGGUCGCGGGUCCAAUGUCGCGGUCGCGGGUCCAAAGUCGCGGUCGCGGGUCCAAUGUCGCGGCAGGGGAAAAUGAUUUGGGGUUCGAGGUAACAGCUGAGUGAAAACGACUGAUAUGAACACAAUAUAAAGGGAAAAAAUCUUUUUUAUGCACAAUACUCUACGGUAGCCAAUUUACAGGUUACGGAUGUUAGAGUCAACAAAAUAAUGUCUCAAGGAAAGACCUAAAAGAAAAAGCUGGCCGACUUUUGUGUUCAGCGCAAGUUUAUUUUUUUUUUCUUUCUGUCGGGCCCAGUUAUGUGUAAAUUCAGCUUUGAAUAUACUUAUGCAUAACAGUAUCUGAUAAAAAAAGUUACCAUAAGUUACCAUUGCUUUCUUGUUGUCGAUGAAUUGCUCACAAAUGCUUAAGGGUUCAAUUACUGAAAAAUAUGCGAUGCACUUCAUAGACUACAGAUUAUAAACGUUACAACAACUUAAAGCCUUUUUUUUAAAAAAAGCGAACUCGGGCUCAAAAAGCUACGAGUCUGUCGGUAGAAGAAACGAGAACUCUUAUAUUUAACAAAUGUUUUCGACAAAACUGAAAGAAAAUGUAAAUAGGCGCGUUAUACUUCAUUCAAGCGGUAUUCAAGGCAUGAAUUUAAUAUGGAAACAACUAAUAAUCCACAGAAAGGAAUCUGUUCCUCGAAGCAAGAUUUUCGCUUAAUGCUUUUAUUUUUACAACUGAGACGGCAACCCAGAGAGUUCAAUAUAACUUCUUGUUCUCUUCACCUAAAUGGCAACCAGGACAACCUGACAAUAGGAAGCCAUUCAAUGUGCGUCUCAGUCAAAUCUUGAAAACAUGCAUCGUAAAUAACUAAGUGAGUAAGUAGGUAAGGAAAUAAUAACGCCCGAUAUCAUGAAGCUGAAAAAGAAAGUAAACCAGACACUGAAAACGGUAAGUUAUCAACUCCACCAGAGUUAAGAAAAGACAAUAAAUUAGGUAAGUAAUUCCAGAUUCCAGGUACUGGAUUCAAGUCUUUGUCAGUAGAACCAAGAGACUAUGAUCUAUUCUCUCUUAGUAGAACUUGGAUUCCGGAUUUCAAUCGUUAUUGGGAACAAACUCCUUUCUGUGGACAAGAGAGGAUAAAGCUGGAGCUUUAUCCCCUCUUGCUGUGGAUUAGUACUUGUUUUUUAUUAAAGUCAUGCCUUGAAUACCCGCUUGAAUGUACUUUACUGGCACUUCAAGCCCAACGUCUCUCCUCCUCUUUCCAGUUACUUGUGCAAAGAGUUUAUUUUGUCGAAUUUUGGGAGUUUGCGACUUUUACGCGGGUAAUCUUUUAGAGGACGGGUAGCUUGCAAACUAAACUGAACGCAGCGUUGUCGGAACAGCAACAAGAAGAUUUAUUCCAAAGAAGAACGUAGUUUCCACUGAGUAAAACUCCACAACAGACGUAACUCGUUAAACUUACGCGGCCUCCGCCAACUUGAAUAAAAACUGCCUUCGUCACACUUUACUAAACACGACCAACGUCAAACUCUCUUCUCUUGUGAAAACUAGUUAAAACUUAACUCGGGCUCGCCUACCUUAUAUACGUUUACAAUAAGAUUCUAGAACUUUCCAAAUAGUUUAAUUAUAGAAAGAUUACAAAAUAUACCGCUUUUAGAAACUCUUACACAAGAUCCUAAAAUAAACAAAUUAUGAACUCUCGCGAAGCUUCUAGAAAGUCACACUAGUCAGGCAAUACAAUUUUUCGUAACAGCGACCAGGAAGUUUUUCAACAAGCGUUUUCUUUAUUUUUGCCGAAAACAUUUGUUAAAAUUGAAACAGUUCUCGUUUCUUCUACCGACAGACUCGUAGCUUUUCGAGCCCGAGUUAGCCUUUUUUAAAAAAGGUUUUAAGUUGUUGUAACGUUUAUAAUUUAUAGUCUAUGAAGUGUAUCGCACAUUUUUCAGUGAAUGCACCCCUAAGGAUUUGUGAGCAAUUCAUAGACAAGAAGAAAACAAUGGUUACUCAUGGUAACAUUUUUUAUCAGAUACUGUUAUACAUAAGUAUAUUCAAAGCUGAAUUUACACUUAACUGGGCCCGACAGAAAGAAAACAAAAUAAACUUGCGGUGAACACAAAAGUCUGCCAGCUUUUUCUUUUAGGUCUUUUCUUGAGACAUCAUAUUGUUGACUCUAACAUCCGUAACCUGUAAAUUGGCUACCGUAGAGUAUCGUGCACAAAAAAGAUUUUUUCCCUUCAUAUUGUUUUCAUAUCAGUCGUUUUCAAAUCAUUUUCCCCUGCCGCGACAUUGGACCCGCGACCGCGACUUUGGACCCGCGACCGCGACAUUGGACCCGCGACCGCGACUUUGGACCCGCGACCGCGACCUUGGACCCGCGACCGCGACAUUAGACCCGCGACCGCGACAUUAGACCCGCGACCGCGACAUUGGACCCGCGACCCGCGACCCGCGACUAUUAGUCAAACUCUCAUAUUUCAAAAUUGUCUCAAAUUUCACUCGCCUAACGGCUCGUGAAAUUACGUAUAACAAUUUCGAAAUAUCACAAGUGGUAUUUAUGCCAAAUAUCACUGCAAAUCAUGCUAUUACCUAUACUUAUAGAAUGAUUUUAAAUACAAAAAAUAAUUCACAACUCCUUUUGAAGAAAUUUCCCCGCAAGAGCUAAACAAAUGCCUUCAAAAGUUAUAAUUGUCGGCAAGAAAAAGCGACGGCCGCGGCCGCCCGGUCAUUACGCGCCAAAAUUGUAAUCGUUGGCAACAGUAUUUGAGUUAAAAAUCAUCAUUUUUGUGCUCAAUUAUCUCACUGUUUUAGUAUAUACUAAAACAAUUAUUCACUUCAGUGUCGGUGGCUAGUCGUGGAUAUUUACCUCACUGCUUCGCAGUUCGGUAAAUACCCACCACGACUACCCACCUCCAGUUCGGUGAAUAAUUGUUAUCUAUUCUCUGUAGAGUAUCCAAUCAUCGCACUAACCCUGGGUUACCUGGUUACCUUAACCCAGCUCAACCCGACCCCGGAGGAUACGCUAUCCAGCGGGCCCAGCGAUGACUGGGCUAACAAAUUGCGUCACAAAUGCUACACAUGACGAGGACGACUAUGAGUGCGAGAUUUGAUUUAAAGUUUUUUCGCGUAUUCUCAAAUGUAGACUUCCCGGAAAGCGUCAUUUGACCAUUUUUCACUCGAAAAGUUAGCACUGUUAUUUUCAGUGAAGGAGGUUACGUGCUCUCCCGAUCACAAAAUUAUAUAACUUCUAACAUUUGAUAUCUUGUUUUCGCCACUACGACAUUCGCGCUUAAACUCGUAGUAGAAUGACGACGGCUACCACGUUUUCCCACAUGUCUAUAUCAUCCUUAGAGCUGGCCAUGGAAGGUGCAAUUUGUCAAUUAUCCUGAAAUUCAAAAGCAAGUUUAUUUUUAGUUUGUCAGAAAACAUCAGUGUUUCACGCUGGCUAUUCCUCAUGUUGUAAGCCGCUAAAGUCAAGUUUCAAAGCAAGUGCGAGAAGACAAUUGCCCUUCAAAACCCCCCAUUAAAUAUUCAUCUGGAUUUAAUUUAGCGUGAAAAUUUAAAAUGUAUUUUAUAAGUUAAAAUUUGUUAAUUAACUUAACAACAGCAGAAGGCAUAAGAAAGGUGAGUGGACCACCAGGUAGGUGAAUGUUUGUUUCUAAACAGCAGUGGGAUAUUAAAUCACCCGAAAUUUUUAUUUGUCAACUCAGUGGCGGAUUGACCUUCAGAUAAGGGGGGCCCGGUCAUCCAGAUCUUAAGAUAAGGUGGGGUGAGGCAGUCUCCAAAAAAAUUUUUUUCAGCUCUUUGUCCUCAGUUUGGUCUACAAUUACGGGGAGGCGGCCCCCCCCCGUCCCUCCCCUAGAUCCGCCACGGCAACUGGACAACUGAGGUGAAUUUAAAACCACUUUAAGGGUGUUACAAAGUUGGCAUUUUGACAGCUAGGCAUUCGCCAAAUCAAAUCCUUUGACCACUGAAGGCAAAUGCUUAUUUUACUCGGCAUUUGGCUCGACAAUAUUUUCAGCUUUUUUUAAAGAUCAAUGCUAUGACUCGUUUUUAGUUGAUGCUCCAGUAAUAAGAUCAAAGUUGCUCAAUGGUUACAAAACAAGUUAUGAGAGACUGCCUUAGCAAUAGUGUAAGUAACGUACGCCACCUUCGACUGCAUCACCAAAUAGCUGCACUGCAACGUUGGCCUCCAUACUUUUGGAUGAACCUUGGUGAUUACGACGGCAGUCGUGCACGGUGGGCUCCCUGUUGUUAGCAACAGCCUCUUGACACACUCGGCAUAAGGUAUUCCGCGUGGCAUAGCUGAUCACUUUUCCCGUCUUUAGCCCCACUGCAGUCCCCACUCCGGAUGAGGAAUCAUAGCUCCGGCUCUUGCCACGCUUUCUCCAUCCCAUGUCGUAGGACACGCCCACUGCCACUGGCCCUUCCCCUUGACCGUCAUUCUCUGAGAGGUCCCUUUCCAUCUCCGUAAACGCGGCACACGACCGCUUGGCCACACUCUCAAUGGCACUUCCAGCUUCUCGUUCUCGUUUCUUGAAGUUUCGCGAAGUCAGUGAGGGAAGACCAAGGGCAGACAUCAAAUCAGAGUACUGUGAAUGGCCGAUUCCGGCAUGCAAGGCCCCGAGACCUGCUCUGGAAUUUAUGUCAAGAGUCGCUGACCCCCGUUUGCCAGUUCGGUGGCUCUCGGCAGGGCGGAUACUGUUGAUGGAGCAACAAUUACUGCAUUUUACUUUUAAAAUAGGUAUCGGUCCUUCCGGUCGCACGUCUUGGCAACUGUUGGCUAGUCCUAAAGGCCCCUUAUCACAAUAUUGACAUUUCUCAAGCGCUUCCGUAAGCAUUUCCAGGUUGACAAUAUAUUCUUGGCUAGCGUUCCCUAUUUUCUUAUACGGCGGGUCCGAACGUAAAAUAGGUCUCGUGGGCGAUGAAACUGACGCCUUGCAUCGUUUUUCUGUUAGCUAGUAGCUAGUUUACUGGCUCUCAUCUUUUCACAUUUUUCCUCAUAUUGUCUCCUCUUCUUUCUUGUUAUCUCACUACUCUCUCUCGCUGCACUAUCUGGGGGACUCUCCUGAUGGAAAAAUACAAAGUCCGCAAUAUUAGGACGUCCUAUCAUGAUGUCAAUGAUAUUUAAAUCAAGCGCAAUAUUGUUCAAUAACUCUUAAAAUAAUGGACACUUACGAACCUGAAGCACAAUCUCUUCUCCGUGAACCUCUUUUCUCACUCGAAUAGCAUUCAACACCCCAGCCAUUUUCUUUCUAGAGUUUUUAAUUCUCGGCAUGAUGCACAGUCAGCUGGUUGGAGACGUUGCGUGACGGGAAUCCCUUCUAUUUUUUCAUUCUAAUUAUCAACCAAGCGUGGUCAUUGCACGCGUGCUGAACAAGAAUGCUGUAUAAUGACAGACUAGAAACAAUAGACAAUUCCCAAAGCACAAUCUCGGCCAAAACGCUGAAAAUGCUCAAUGUUUACUAAAGUUUGGGCUUAUAGAAGAUAAUGUCACAGUUUUUCAAUGACCAUGAAAUUCAUAGUCCGGGUAGGUAGUUAAUCAAUCGUGGCCCUGAAAAAAUUUGAAGAAAAAAAAAACUACGAAUUUUGAAGAAAAUGCUUUUUUCGUGAGAAGGACUCUCAAACGCUGGCAAACGUCAAAAAAUAGCGAAAACUAUAAUUUGUAUAUGUUUGCUUUGCUCGAAAUCGCGCGCAUUUACAAGGCCCUAAAGCUUUUUGCUGACUUGCAAGGACCCAUCUGUUAUAACGAUCCCCAAAAUAAAGAGAUCAGUCUCAUAGUUUAUUAGAUAUAAUCGUGUAAUGUUUGCUUAUCAUUUUCGCAUAAAUUAUGACCUCAAUUUUGAAACCGCUGAAUUUCUCGAACUGGGUCUUUGCGAUUUUGUCGAAACUCUGUCCAGCGCAAGGCACUAAUGCGUACUAUGUGUAGCCGAGAGAUUUUCACGAAAAAACGCCGGCAACAGCAGAUUUCCGACUCAGACCUCAAAGGGGCGUGGCAUUAUAACCACGUGACAUUUACUCCGAUCGCCAAAAAUUUUAUGUCAUAUUGUAAAUUGAUCUAUAUGUUAUCCAUUCUAUGUGUUAGACUUACGAUAAAAGUAAAGGUGGGGAUACCAGAGAGCUUCAAAGUAGGAUGGUACCCCCCCAAAAAAACUGGGUCAAGUCACCUAAAGUACAGCGUUAUCCAUGAUCAUUGGGUGACCUGUGACGAUGGUUUACAUUUGUUUCUAUAGCAACACUUUUGCACGCAAGCUCAGUGGAAGAAAGAACAAACAAUAACUGAUGGAGAGCAUUAUCGGCAUUUCCAAAUUUAAGUGAUAACUUUUAUCAUUUUCACGCCUUUCCCUAACGGUUUCUGUGGGCAAUAUACACAAUAUUUUGGCAAACAAUGAACCUGUAGAUUCGCGGGAAAGCUAUGCAGAGUAAGAGCAGAGAUGGAAGUUUUUUCUGUGACGUGCUUUACGGCGUUCGAAGCGCGUGUUUGUUCUUUAUAUAUGUAAUGAUGGUUUUCUUUUUCUCCUAAAGAAUACCGUAUCCUCGGGAAGAAAGGAGAGGGAACUUUCUCGGAAGUCCUAAAAGUUCAGGACGUUCGAGAUGGGAAUUAUUUUGCUUGCAAGAAGAUGAAACAGCGGUAUGAAAGGUGAGAAUGUCAAUCCUGUUUGAUCAGAGUAAUAAGCGCGUUGAUUUCUUGUGUUUUCGCUAAACUGUGUGCUGUCAUACGUGAAAGGUCUGUGUUUUUUCACUUGAUGUACAUUACAACUAGAGUGUUCUUUCUGUUUUGAUUUCAGUAUCGACCAAGUUAAUAAUCUGAGAGAAAUUCAAGCUAUGAGGCGGUUAAAUCCCCAUGGAAAUGUCAUUGAACUGAAAGAGAUUAUUUUGUAAGUAGCUACUAAAGCUUAGCAUAAACGCUUAAUUCUUAGUUGAAAGUGAAUAUAAUCUCAUCCGUCCGUCCGGAUAUUGAUAACCUUUUUCAUCAUUAAAUCAAUUAUUAACGAGGUUAAGAUAUCUAGGCAGAAUUGUUCAUUUCAAACCUUUUUUGUUUUGCCUCAAAGGUUAUGCUUAAGUGUCAUGCAGUGUUAAUAAAUUCUGCUGUAAAAUUAAAACUGCAAUCAUUUAUUGCUCCCUAAAAGUAAAACAUAUUUAAGGCAGGCGGUGUGUGUUUGUUUACUUUAUUCACUUGUUUACAUUUUUGCCUGAGGCAGCUGUGACAUCAAUAAGUCAUGGUUAUGAUCCCACUUCCAUCUAAUCACUUUCUGCUUUUAAAAAUUGCUAUUUAACAGUAUUAACCUUUUUACCCUCAAUUUAUUGACUCAUAAAUAUGCCUUGGUAUGUUGUACAUGACAUCUUUAAGAGUAGCUGCUUUGUUGCAAUAGUUUAUUGGUGGGGUAUAUCUUGCUGUGAAAUAAAAACACUAAUUUAACAUGUUUUUUAUCCUUUCAACAUUCAGUGACAAAGGAAAUGGAAAGUUGGCAUUAAUAUGUGAACUGAUGGACAUGAAUUUAUAUGAAAUGAUUCGAGGUAUGGAAGCAUUGUACAAUAUUGUUAACAUGCUGUUUUACAUGUCAUUUGUGACAUAAGCAUAUAUCCAUUGCGUUUGCUUGUCAGAAUUUUUCAUUUGCUUUCAAGCUUAAAAGCAACCAUAAAUUCCAACAAGGAAAUGCACCAAAUGAAUUCACCUGAUGUCAUUUGUUUAGUGUAAGCUAGUUUAAUGCAGGAUCUAUUAUGUUCAGAGAAGAGCAUAAAAUCCUAAGUCUUUAUUUUUGCCUUUAGGACGACGGCAUUAUUUACCUGAAGCCAGAGUUAAGCAAUACAUGUAUCAGCUCUGUAAAUCAAUAGAUCACAUGCAUAGGUAGGUGGUUUUUUGUGAGCUGCAUGAGAUUAGGACUACUUAUUAUAGUCACUCACUGACUUGCCCUGCAACUAAAUGUAGUCAACUAAAUUAGAUGGCAAAAUGAUGAGUAUGAAAAUAGAGUAUAGUGUGUGUUAGGUUACUUAAAAAAGUUCCUGGUAAAACAAGGUCUUAAAACUAUGUUGACAACCAUGAUUUUUAGGUGAUGUUACUUGUAGCUAUAAUAGGGACAUUAAUAUGAUGGCAGGAAAAAUAGAAAAUCAAGAAAUAAUCGGUUUAACUAAGCAAGGCAACAGCUCUGCAUAUAAAUUACAGUUUUGGGUACAUUUUGUGGUAUCCUUUGCAUGGUUACGUGAAAUCUUCUUGUGUUACAUGGACAAGAACUCGUAAUGACAAAUGAACCAUACUGUCCUUUCUCUUUUUAAUCUAAAAGGUUGGACCAUCCCUUACAAUAUUCAACUCCACAAAAAGUCAACGUGGCCAUAAUUUUAUGUGACAAAUUGAGCAAAUUUAAAUAGUCACAUUGUUGCCUGUUUGCAAACAUCUCCUAUUUUCUUUGUUUCUAUGUCUGUACAUGAAUUAAAGGACAUAAAUUCCCUUUACUGUUGAUUUGUUCACUGUCAUUAAGAUCCCAAAUAUACAAGAAACAAGUCAGAAUAAUGUGUAAUUUUUAAGAUUCAUUUAUGUGAUUUAAUUAAUAUCUUUUUUCAGGAAUGGAAUAUUUCAUCGUGAUGUUAAGCCAGAAAAUAUUUUGAUCAAGGUAUGUUUAUUGUUCUCUUAAUUGUUGUUGUUGUUUUUAUAGCAAUAACAACCAGUGAUUUAAGAAUUAGAACAGAGCACUAUCAUGACACUUCUGAGUGCAUUUGGAUGUAUGGAUUUUUUUAGGAGUAAAAUUGCAUAGUAAGAGCUUGUUUAACCUAAAACCAAAUUUCACCUACAUAAUUAUUUGUAAUUACUUAAGUGUUUCAUGCGAAAUAAGUAAAUAUCUAUGCUUUUUGACAUUUUGUUUAAGGACGAUGUUGUGAAACUUGCUGACUUUGGCUCAUGUCGAGGUGUUUACUCAAAGCAACCAUACACAGAGUAUAUAUCAACACGAUGGUAUGUUGGGUUGUAUUCAUGAUCAUUCACUGUAUAAUCUUAUCUUUUAACUUCCUGAUUAUCUUGUUUUCUGUUAAUAAGUCUUUUGCAAAGUUGUUGGCCCUCAGUUGACUGUGUGGCAUAUAUAUAGCUUAAAUAGUAUGAAAAUCAUGAAUUAAUAUCAUAACAAAUAGUAUGAUAGCGAGUAAUCUGUAAGGAAAUGUUAGGUUCAGUAAAGACAAGCUUUUCUCUUUAAUUUUUUUGGUAUGAAUGUGUUUAGUAUUAUUUUAUCAAACAAUCCAUAUAAUAAUAUUGGGUUGACCAAUCACUUUUUUCCCAGCAUUGUCACUUACUUUCUUGCAAAACACAGAUUCCGUUGAUAGCAGUCAAUUUAGUACUGUAGAUGAAAGAUUGUAAAAACAACCUUUUGAAGCACUAGCCUUUUAUCAUAGCAAAUCGCUUAGCUACAUGAGGAAUAGGCUAGGACUCGUGCAGGGACUGAAAUUGUGCCUUCCCUGUCUCCAAUGCGAAUAAAAGUUUAAUAAUGGCGACCAGAAUUCCACAACUGGUCACCAGCGGGUGACUUAUCAUAUUACACUUUUAUCUGCAUUGUUAUAGUUCACUUUAACGUUCAAAGAAACUGAUUAAAAAUAUGAUUUACCGGUAGUGGCUUUCACCGACAAAUGUCUUACUUUUUUAACUUGUUGAUGUUUUUGGAAAAAACUGAAACAAGUCUUCCCCUGAAACUACCUCCACAAGAGUAGAGAGCAAUGCAAUGCAAAAGUUGCCAAGCCACCAUGUUUAUUUUAAGCAGUUUAUCUCAGAAUGCACUGGUGCUGAUGAUACCAUGUGCUUUGAAUAUUCAUUCAGGCAAGGUGUCUGUGAAGAAGCUCCAAUCUUUUCCUGAUAUUAAAUUCGUAAUUCAUUGCAAAGUGGAGAUGAAAAAUUAACGGUACCAAGAAUUUUGUGGAACAUGUGGACACUUUUUGGGCCAUGAAAAGUGGAACCGUAGAUCUUUUGAAGUGUGCUAAUUAGAUGAUCUACUGUAGGCUGGGUAAUUUUUUGCUCAAAAAGGUAAUUUGUUUUGUUAAAACGAAACUGUAAAUGUUAUUAUACACGUACGUUCCUUUCUGAUGACCAGAGUGGGGCUCUUUUUGAACAUAAGAAUGUCUAAAACAUAUGCUUUUUGACAUUGUAUUAUACAAGAAAAUUGUUAGCGACCACAAUUUGCCAUCCGGUGAUUGAAAAUUCAUAUUUAGUCGCCAGUUGGAAACAUAAAAAAAAGUUAAUUUCAGACCCUGAGUCUUGAUGGGAGAAGUAUUAGCAUUUAGUCUUUUUAUGGAUUUGAAAUAAACCGACCAGAAUUUGUUUUAAAUGUAAACCCUUUCAUUCAUGUGUUUUGUUGUGGAUACAGUCAAUAUCUAAUUUUAUGGUCUUUGUAGGUAUCGUGCUCCUGAAUGUUUGUUGACAGAUGGUUAUUAUACCCACAAGAUGGACAUGUGGAGUGUGGGUUGUGUUUUCUUUGAAAUAUUAAGGUAAAAUAAAGUAGAGAGUUUUCAGUUCAUUAUGAUCUUGGAGAGGCAACUAUUUUCAAUUUUUUUUACUUUCUUUUGACUCCCUACAGCUUACACCCAUUAUUUCCUGGUUCAAAUGAAGUUGAUCAGAUUGCUAGAAUUCAUGAUGUCCUAGGUACUCCAUCAUCAAGCAUUCUUAAGAAAUUACAAAAGUGAGUGAGUUGUAUACAUGCGGCUAAUCGUAGUUGAUUUAGUCAUUUCAGUGUUGAUUCUUGUAUUUCUUUUAUAUUUUAUUAAUACUAAGGAUGUUAGACCUACAUGUAACUGUAUAUAUUUUCCAUUGUUUUUAGUUUAAUGAAAUGAUGUCAUUGUAAUGAUAGUAGACUGUUCACAGUCCCCUAUUUUUCCAUGAGAUUGUCGAAAUUGAGCGCUUUGCAUUACAAGCAGCCAUCUUGGAUGAGUGUCAAAACUACUUAGGGGGUGGGGGCGGUUUGGGAGGAAGUGAGAAAAAUAGAGGGACGGUCCUAACAUCACUGCAGCUCAUGUUCAUGGAGUGUGUUGUACCAGCAACGCAGGUGUUUGACUCAUCAUUAGACAAUAGAUGUUAAUUUGCAUUGACAACAGGUUUAGUUUAAGUUGCUGACACGACAAGUCUUUGACAAGUCGUUGUGUCUAAAAUGUAUGCUUUCAUAAUACCUGUUCACCCAACUAUUUUGGAUCUUCACCAUUACUGGGGAAGGAAGUUAUUUCCCAUUGGCGUGGAGUUGGGCAGAAUCUUAUAAAUUGACAUUUUAUGGAGAAGGGUGACAUAAAACCGUUUGGCCAUUUGAAAUGCCAAUUUAAUUGCGACUUUCCUCUCGGGUAUUGUUUUCAAAACUCAGUGCUAUUACAAAUUUGCAAGGCACAUCUUGCCCAAACACAUGAUGGAUUUUUGGUAUUUUGAAGAUGAUUAUCAUGUAAGCCAACAUGCUUUUGAAGCAGCCCAGCCAAUGGAAUGUUGUAGCACAGUUUCUGCCAAAUGAAUUGAAAUUAAUUCUACAAAGAUGCAGAAAAGAUGACCCAUGUCAGAAAUGCCUGGCCUUUUGUCUGGAGGUUUAACCAUUUUAAUGUGUUGAAGCAAGCAUGCUUGCCGCUUUGAUGAAAAAUAGGAAAAUGUUUCAACUGUGCAUGUUUGCUGUUUUUAUUAUUUGGAGGAAUGUCCCAGAAAGUGUAUGAAAUCACAUUUUCAAAAGGAGAUGUUUGUAACAUGCGCAAGCGAUGCUACAUGUUUCUGGCAUGUUUUUCAGCACCAGCAGAGUUUCCUAAUCAGUGAAUAGUAAAAGGUGUGAAAUUCCUGUCACGUCCCCUGAACAUGAGCUGCAGUGAUGUAAGGUCAGACCAUCAGUCAUUCUAUUUGUUUCACUUCCUCCCAAACUCUCCUUGUUCCCCAAAGUAGUUUUUGACACUCAUCCAAGAUGGCUGCCUAUAACACAAAGUGCUUGAUCUCGACGAUCUUAUGGAAAAAAGGGGACUGUGAACUGUCUAUAAUGAUAAUGACUGAUAAUGACAUAUCUAUUGGUCUUUCAGUAAAUCACGCAGCAUGAACUUCAACUUUCCACAAAAGUCAGGGACAGGAAUAAGAGUACUUCUGCCACAUGUGACUUCAGAGUGUGUUGAUCUUAUAGAACAAAUGUGUGCUUAUGAUCCUGAUGAAAGGUAAUGAAUUAGAAAUUAAUUAAUCUUCUCAAUCUUAAGUGCAACUUAUUUAGAAACUGAUAAUAAAAUUUUGUGAAGUUUUGCUGUGACUCGACAUUUCCUUCACAAUUGGGAAAUUUCCCUUUUUUGCUGCCAUUCUUUCUGGCUAUAGAGGCAAGACUUCAAAUAAAACUUCUGAUUGCUUAUCUUAGCAAGGGAGCAUUGAGCUGAGCUGGCAGUUAGUGCAAUCUCAAAUGAUCCCCAAAUGAUAUAAUGGUGAGGUAAAAUUUACAGUUUUAAGUUGGAAUUGUUUUUCUUACCUUCUUUUUGUAGAAUAUCAGCCAAACAGGCCCUGAGACAUCCCUAUUUUAAACAACUCAGGUUUGUAUCAAUGCAGGCUGUUCAGCAAUUAUUGAAAUAAUAAUUUGUUACCUUCUCAGCAAGCUAGGUUGAAAGGUACAUGUAUUUCAGAAAUAAAUGCAAACAAAUGUAAAAAACCAGGCUGGAUUAAAAAAUGGAACUCAUGGCAGGAGGCAAGUUCUUUAUAGCUGUUUACAAACAUAGACCAAGAAAGAAAUUCAGCUUGUGGUCAUAGUAGGACUGAUUGGAGCUGCAGGGACAUCCUCAAGAUUGUGAAUCUGACAUGGUGCCACUCAGCUAUAAGCCUCGAAACAUUUUUUUUUGUCUUUCAGGGAACAAGACAGGAGGCAAGCUGCUAACACAAGGUUGUCAUCACCUUCUGAGGCUUCCAUCAUUUCAAAACAGCAUAGGAUAGCAAAGAAAAAGGUGGGUAUGAAUUAUUAAAGUACAUGAAUAAGUACAUGACUGUAUUUGUUAAACUAUUGCUAGUCAAUCAAAUUUUGUCAGGUGCAGCUGUUUGCAUUCAGUUAGAGGAACAUAUUUGUAUGGUUAUUAAAGGAACGUAAUGAAUAAUUUUUUUUAAAUAUUGUUAACUUAUUACUGUUAAUUUAUUCCUUGAUUUUCUUUCCUUUAGAGAAAACAUGUGAUAGGACGAAGUCAUGCACAUUCACCCAGUGAGGUAAACUUACACAUGUGCUCUUUACUAUAAAAGAUACUUUUAGAAAAGCCUGGAUUAAGGGAAGUGUUAGUCCAACAAAUUAUUAGUGAAAAAAUUUCAAUAGGGCAUCUGGUCUUUCAGUAUUGUUUAAAACUACUAGAUCAAUGUUGCUAAACGUCGCUGAUCUCAUGUUGUAUGAAUAACAUGAAGAUCUACCCCAGUUAGCCAUAUAAAUGUUGAUAAUUGAAGUGUCUAAUAUGUUUUUUUUAGUCUACUGUUUCCAAAGAUGAAGGAUAUGGUGGCAUCACAGCAGCAGGUGGCAAAGUUGGAUAUGGUCAAUCCACAUUACCAGCUUUAGGCAUAGGAUACAACAAGCACAGCACAUAUGGCACUACACUGCCAAAAAUACCUGUGGCAACAACAACAACACAUAAAACAACUUUCCCAACAUCUUUUCCUUCCAUCAUCAACCAGGAGAAAAAUAAAGUCAAGGUAUUAUACUUAUCAUGAGCAAGUUAUAAAAGUAUUGAAGGAAUAACCUUAAAUGCACUUCAAAUGGCAAAGGGAAAAAUAAUUGCAUGCAUAUUUGCUGCAAAAUAGCUAUAGCUUGGACUGCUUGUCAAUGGAGAAAAUGCCCUCUGCUGGGUGUAUCUGGUACAGGUCAAAAUUAAAUUCAGAUUGAAAUUUUCAACCUAGGUUGAAUCUCAAUUAUUCCUUUGUUUCCCUAGCCCUAGUUAUUCAUUAAUUAGGCCAAGGAGACAUAUAAAGGAAAUUGAGAAUCAGCUUAGGUUAAAAAUUCUAACCUGAAUAUAAAUUCAUCCUGUCACAUAUCCACGUCCUUAUCAGGGAUGGCAUGCCUGCAGGCCCACUGAGCUGCAGGACAGUGGCAUGAGUAUGUUGUUUUUGUCUUUUUGACCUAAACAUCAGGGUGUACAAUCUUUGUAAAUUUUUUUAGAGAAAGAGCUGAGCAUGUAUUAAUUUUUGUCUGUUGUUCUAAACAAGGUUCUAAUGAACAGACCUAAUUAUAGUACAGUUUCUAUGACCAAAUUAAAUGUUAACACAUGAAUUACCUUGUAGAUAACUCUCAAUAAUUUGUGUUCUUUUAUUUAUAUUUGUAGAAUCAAGCAAGCCAAAACUUUGCUCCUUAUACUUUGCCUGCAAUUGAUAAUUCAAAACGAGGUGGUGGUCAUGGUUUCUGAUGAAGAGACCAGUUUUCCAUAGACUUACUUGGUCCUCAAAGUCAUCCCUCAAGGAAGCAAGGGCUUCUAUCAUAACUCUGUUAUCCAACAGCUGACAGCUCUUCCAAAGACUUAGCUCUUCAAAAUAGAAUAUUGAGAAAAUUUGUUGUGGGGCAUGGAGUUUGUAAGAUAAGUAAUUCAAUGAAUGUGAAGUUUCUGAAGAAGCCUUCUCUGCAACGUUCAUUCAUUAUCACAAUUUGUGGCAAACUCUUUGUCAUAAUAUAAGUUUGCAAGACAGUUAUGGGGUAGAUUACAUUUAAAUGGCAUUCAAAAACAGUGUAAUGAAUUUUGCAGAAAACCUGGGUUUUCUUAGCAUGACGUUCUCAAAAAAUAUCACUUGUUUUUUAACCAAAAUCGGGUCUGAUUCAAAACCAUUAGAACUAUUUUACAUAAAUUUGUAGAUGGAAAGUCUGUUUCAUUGUUUUAAAUAGGAUCGUUUCUAAUUCAGCCUAUCAAAAUAGACAGAAAUAUCUCAAGCAGUGUAUAGUGUACAGUUACACACCAGUCAGUUGAAAAUCAUCUAAAAAAUUAUUCAUUUCUAGUAAGUUUUGUUUCAUUGAUAAUUCAGUUUUAGGUCUCUUUAUGGUUUCGUACGUUAUUUAUUUUUGACACAUUUUAUUAGAAGAAAUAAGUGCCUUUUUGAAUAAAUGAUAUUGUACAUAAGAUAUUUUUAUGAAGGAGGAAAUAUUUUUAUCUGUCUUUAUAUUGUUGGGUAACAAUAGUGAUUAUACUAAGGUAGCAGUAGAUACCAGUACCGGUAAAUUGAGGAAACAUCAGCUAACUCCUAACAAGAAAUUUUUAUUUUUCUUACUCAGUCAUAUUUGUUCUCUAGUUAUGCAAACUAAAUUUAGUUAGUUGUCCUCAUUCAUGACAUUUAACAGGAGAUCAAGCUUGUUCCUUUGCUGGUACUUUAUGAUUGCUUUGGAUUUGUUUUCCUCACUCUGUGAUAGUAAUUUUUUUAAAAAUUAAUCAAACAUGUCAGAAUAAUCAAGGAAAAAAAUAUAUAUUUCCCUGCCCUUCUUUUCAGGUUGUUGUUGGUUCCUUGAUGCUAAGCUGAUGAUCUUAGUUUUGAACAUUUUGUUUCAUUGAUUCAUACUGUAUUGAACUGGAAUAAAAAAAGCUAAUUCUGAACUAUAAAUAGACCUCUCUAUUCUUGAAAACCUUUUUUGACCAUGAUGCAUGCAUGGAUUUGCAUUUAAGAAGUUGAAUUUAUUUUAGAAAGGUGUAGAUAUUUACUUGAAACCAAAGGUUGAAACAUUCUCCUCAUUAGAUCAGAUGGUAGACAUACAAUAUCUUGUUAUGUGUAACUUAUUUUGUGACUGAUUUUUGUAGCGAUAAUAAGACAAAGUGAAUGGUAGAGACCCAGUCAUUAAAAAUGUAAUAAAUGUGUGAUCAUUCAUGGUGAGAAAAAUCAAUAAAAGAAGUGUGUAUUAUAUAAAGAGCUUUGUUAACAGUGUGGGGCUGAGUGAUGCUGGGAUAGCAUUAUUUACAUAUUUGCAACAUUAUCAUUGUGCCGGGUCAUUGUGUCACAAGAAAAGGACAAAAUGAUAAUGUUGAAUCCUGCCGACUUGUUUUUCCUUUGUUCU
Messenger RNA from Porites lobata, 33579 nucleotides. Lineage: Eukaryota; Metazoa; Cnidaria; Anthozoa; Scleractinia; Poritidae. The record is from the annotation of a GenBank genome assembly.